Messenger RNA from Neomonachus schauinslandi (Hawaiian monk seal), 4552 nucleotides. It is a transcript of the gene CADPS2, whose product is annotated as calcium dependent secretion activator 2. Lineage: Eukaryota; Metazoa; Chordata; Mammalia; Carnivora; Phocidae. Gene Ontology annotation, biological process: dense core granule exocytosis; synaptic vesicle exocytosis; positive regulation of exocytosis. Gene Ontology annotation, cellular component: glutamatergic synapse. The coding region runs from base 1 to 3753 and encodes 1250 amino acids. The transcript is spliced from 27 exons. The record is from RefSeq and is a predicted model, not a curated record.
AUGCUGGACCCGUCUUCCAGUGAAGAGGAAUCGGACGAAGCAUUAGAAGAGGAGAGCCGCGAUGUGCUGGUGGCGGCCGGCGGCUCGCAGCGAGCGCCACCGGCCCCGGCUCGCGAAGGGCGGCGGGACGCGCCGGGGCGCGCGGGCGGCGGCAGCGCGGCCAGACCAGUGAGCCCGAGCCCCUCGGUGCUCAGCGAGGGGGGAGAUGAGCCCGAGAGGCAACUGGAUGAGGAGCAGGAGCGGAGGAUCCGCCUGCAGCUCUACGUCUUCGUGGUGAGGUGCAUCGCGUACCCCUUCAACGCUAAGCAGCCCACCGACAUGGCCCGGAGGCAGCAGAAGCUUAACAAGCAACAAUUGCAGUUACUGAAAGACCGGUUCCAGGCCUUCCUCAACGGAGAAACCCAAAUUGUGGCUGAUGAAGCAUUUUGCAAUGCAGUUCGGAGUUACUACGAGGUUUUUCUGAAGAGUGAUCGAGUGGCCAGAAUGGUUCAGAGUGGAGGGUGUUCUGCUAAUGACUUCAGAGAGGUGUUUAAGAAAAACAUAGAAAAACGUGUGCGGAGUCUGCCAGAAAUUGAUGGCUUGAGCAAAGAGACGGUGCUUAGUUCAUGGAUAGCUAAAUAUGAUGCCAUUUACAGAGGUGAAGAGGAUAUGUGCAAACAGUCCAAUAGAAUGGCCCUAAGUGCUGUGUCUGAACUUAUUCUGAGCAAGGAGCAACUCUAUGAGAUGUUUCAGCAGAUUCUGGGUAUUAAAAAACUAGAACACCAACUCCUUUAUAAUGCAUGUCAGCUGGAUAAUGCAGAUGAACAAGCAGCCCAGAUCAGAAGGGAACUUGAUGGUCGUUUGCAGUUGGCAGAGAAAAUGGCAAAGGAAAGAAAUUUCCCCAAAUUUAUAGCAAAAGAAAUGGAGAAUAUGUAUAUAGAAGAGUUGCGGUCUUCAGUGAAUUUGCUAAUGGCCAAUUUGGAAAGUCUUCCAGUUUCGAAAGGUGGUCCAGAAUUUAAAUUACAAAAAUUAAAACGUUCACAGAAUUCUGCAUUUUUGGACAUAGGCGAUGAGAAUGAGAUUCAGCUGUCAAAGUCCGAUGUGGUGCUGUCGUUCACCUUAGAGAUUGUCAUAAUGGAAGUGCAAGGUUUGAAGUCCGUUGCUCCCAAUCGAAUUGUUUACUGUACAAUGGAAGUGGAAGGAGGAGAAAAACUUCAGACAGACCAGGCUGAAGCCUCAAGGCCACAAUGGGGAACUCAAGGUGAUUUCACCACCACCCAUCCUCGGCCUGUGGUCAAAGUAAAACUCUUCACGGAAAGCACUGGGGUCCUGGCCCUUGAAGAUAAAGAACUGGGAAGGGUGAUAUUAUACCCAACUUCUAAUAGCUCCAAGUCAGCUGAGUUGCACCGAAUGAUAGUUCCAAAAAAUAGCCAGGACUCUGACUUAAAAAUCAAAUUAGCAGUGCGAAUGGAUAAACCACCACAUAUGAAACAUAGUGGAUAUCUGUAUGCCCUAGGACAGAAGGUUUGGAAAAGAUGGAAAAAACGUUACUUUGUUCUUGUUCAGGUUAGCCAAUACACAUUUGCUAUGUGCAGUUAUAGAGAAAAAAAGUCUGAACCACAAGAACUAAUGCAACUUGAAGGAUACACUGUGGAUUACACAGACCCCCACCCAGGCCUUCAGGGUGGUCAGAUGUUCUUUAAUGCAGUUAAAGAAGGAGACACUGUGAUAUUUGCCAGUGAUGAUGAACAGGAUAGAAUAUUAUGGGUUCAGGCCAUGUAUAGGGCCACAGGUCAGUCAUAUAAACCCAUUCCUGCGAUUCAAACCCAGAAACUGAAUCCUAAAGGUGGGACUCUCCAUGCAGAUGCUCAGCUUUAUGCAGACCGUUUUCAGAAACAUGGUAUGGAUGAGUUUAUUUCUGCUAAUCCUUGCAAGCUUGACCACGCCUUCCUUUUUAGAAUACUGCAGAGGCAGACUUUGGAUCACAGACUGAAUGAUUCCUAUUCUUGCUUAGGUUGGUUUAGCCCUGGCCAAGUCUUUGUGUUAGAUGAGUACUGUGCCCGUUAUGGUGUGAGAGGCUGUCACAGACAUCUCUGCUACCUUACAGAACUGAUGGAACAUUCAGAAAAUGGUGCCGUCAUUGACCCAACCCUGCUCCAUUACAGCUUUGCAUUCUGCGCCUCUCAUGUGCACGGCAACAGGCCUGAUGGAAUUGGAACUGUUUCAAUGGAAGAAAAAGAGAGAUUUGAGGAGAUAAAAGAAAGACUCUCUUCCCUUUUAGAAAAUCAGAUAAGCCAUUUCAGAUACUGUUUUCCCUUUGGACGACCUGAAGGUGCUCUGAAAGCUACGCUUUCAUUACUUGAAAGGGUUUUAAUGAAAGAUAUCGCCACUCCCAUACCAGCUGAAGACGUGAAAAAAGUGGUCAGAAAAUGUCUCGAGAAAGCAGCCUUGAUCAAUUACACUAGACUCACAGAAUACGCCAAAAUAGAAGAGACCAUGAACCAGGCACCUCCUGCUAGAAAGCUGGAAGAGGUUCUUCAUCUAGCAGAGCUCUGCAUAGAAGUCUUACAGCAGAAUGAAGAGCACCAUGCAGAGGCAUUUGCCUGGUGGCCUGAUUUAUUGGCAGAGCAUGCAGAGAAAUUCUGGGCUUUAUUCACAGUAGAUAUGGAUACUGCACUGGAGGCCCAACCACAAGACUCCUGGGAUAGUUUUCCUCUUUUCCAACUGCUCAAUAAUUUCCUCAGAAAUGACACACUUUUAUGUAAUGGAAAAUUUCACAAACAUUUGCAAGAAAUCUUUGUGCCCUUGGUUGUCCGCUACGUCGAUCUCAUGGAGUCCUCCAUCGCCCAGUCAAUUCACAGAGGUUUUGAGCAAGAGACAUGGCAGCCUGUCAACAAUGGCUCAGCAACAUCAGAAGACCUUUUUUGGAAACUCGAUGCACUGCAAAUGUUUGUCUUUGAUCUGCACUGGCCAGAACAAGAAUUUGCCCACCACUUAGAGCAAAGACUUAAACUAAUGGCCAGUGAUAUGAUAGAGGCCUGUGUCAAAAGAACAAGAACUGCAUUUGAAGUCAAGCUGCAAAAGGCAAGCAAAACCACUGACUUGCGCAUUCCUGCCUCCGUGUGUACAAUGUUUAAUGUAUUAGUUGAUGCCAAAAAGCAAAGCACCAAACUUUGUGCCCUGGAUGGAGGACAAGAGCAACAAUACCAUUCAAAAGUAGAUGAUUUGAUUGACAACGCUGUAAAAGAAAUCAUUUCACUGCUAGUUUCAAAGUUUGUUUCAGUGUUGGAAGGGGUGUUAUCUAAGCUGUCAAGAUAUGAUGAAGGCACUUUCUUUUCAUCCAUUCUGUCAUUCACUGUGAAAGCAGCUGCAAAAUAUGUCGAUGUUCCAAAACCAGGAAUGGAUCUGGCAGACACCUAUAUUAUGUUUGUUCGGCAAAACCAGGAUAUUCUUCGAGAAAAGAUCAAUGAGGAAAUGUAUAUAGAAAAGCUGUUUGAUCAAUGGUACAGCAGCUCCAUGAAAGUCAUUUGUGUCUGGCUGGCUGAUAGAUUAGACCUUCAGCUUCAUAUUUACCAACUGAAGACGCUCAUCAAGAUUGUGAAGAAAACAUACAGGGACUUCCGACUGCAGGGUGUGUUAGAAGGCACACUGAACAGUAAGACCUAUGAUACUCUGCACAGACGGUUAACAGUGGAGGAGGCUACAGCCUCUGUCUCAGAAGGAGGAGGACUUCAGGGCAUCACCAUGAAAGACAGUGAUGAAGAAGAAGGCUGAUAACCGCCAGUGCUGUAGGAAGAAGGAGGAUGUUGACCUUGUUUAUUUUGUACCUGUCUUUGUAAUUACAUUGAUUGUCUGGACCCAAUAAAAAUGCUUGUAUUCCCCUCCACUUUGUAAAGAGUCAACCUGGAAGCAGAGUAAAAGGGGAAAAUGCCAGGUUUUUUUGGUUUUUGUUUUUAACAUCCAGCCUCUUCUGUGCAGCUUGACCUAAAAUGAGCUUUGGCUUUGUUUGUGAUUGGAACAUGAUUUUUUGGUUUUUUAGAAGCUUUGACUUUUUCUUCUGUAAUUACAUGAAAGUAGUGUCCUCUGUGUGAAAUGAGAUCUGCAUUUUUCAUAGUAGACAUUGUGAGAAGAAGCCACUUCGGAUCACUGUGCCAGCUCCAUUGUCCCCUUGUUAAAAUGGUGUGUAUUUAAUAGUUUAUCAUUUCUGUGUCAGGGUUGUUUUUUUUUUUUUUUCAUAGUUAAUUUGCCAUUGCUGUGAUGUGUGUAAAAACUCUAACCUUGGUUCUUAGUACUCUGAGUUCAUCUGCCGGCUUAAAGGACUGCCAAACCAAAUAUAGACUAGAUCCUCCAUCAGCUUGUGUCUUGUUCUAUUCUGAACAUAUCUUUCAAGUUUAAAAAAAAAAAUCCCAAAGCGUAAGGUAGUAAAUGCGCUGCCAUCCACAUACCGCAUUCUCCUACUUCUAAGUGUAACAGCUUGCAGGCAAUAAAAAUCUAUUUGGUCAAAACCACUUCUGUAUUUAUUAGACUUAUAUAAAUUAAAUGCAGUAAAAAAUGUUUGCAGUAUUACAGACAU